Tilletiopsis washingtonensis is the source of this 1021-nucleotide messenger RNA. RefSeq lists its product as hypothetical. The transcript has 4 exons. Gene Ontology annotation, molecular function: ubiquitin binding. The record is from RefSeq and is a predicted model, not a curated record. Bases 70 to 930 code for a protein of 286 amino acids. Lineage: Eukaryota; Fungi; Basidiomycota; Exobasidiomycetes; Entylomatales.
CACGCGCACGACAAAAGCAUAGUUGCAUCUUGUCCUGUUGCCGUGACUUGUGUCGAGGUGUGUGGAGCGAUGCGAAUGCGCUCUCAUGGUGUUCGCAGGUGUCGGCGGGGCCGGGAGAAGGUGCCGGAGCCGCGGCGUGACGUGGAGGUGCCGCCGCCGCUGAUGCUGUGCCCCUGUGUCAGCGCCGCCGCGGCGCCGCGGCAUGGCGCACAGCCGGAGCGCGGGCGGGCGCGGGCCAUGCCUCUUCCCCGCGUUCCACCACCAUCCUCCAUCCUUCCACCCUCACACAUGCAAGACACGCUCGGAGCGCUGCUCGCCGUCGGGCUCGUGUACGUCGUCGUGCGCUUUGCCUUUGGCAGCAGCAGCGGCAGCAGCAGCGCCGGCAGCGGCGGCGGCGGCGCCGGCGUGCCGGGCGGCGCCAGUGUCGCGCCCCAGGCGGGUGCGCAGAGAGGCGCGGCGCAGAGGAGAAACAUGGCGGGCGUCAGUGAUGAGAUGGUUCAGGCCGUGACGUCGAUGUUCCCGCACGUCUCGCCCGAGGCGAUCCGCUACGACCUCGCACGCAGCGGCAGUGCCGAGGCCACGGCCGAUCGCAUCCUCAGCGAGGGCGCGCUGCCGAAUCCGCCAGCAGGUCUCUUUGGGCCUCCGCGUCCCGCACCUCCGCCGCCGCGAGCGCCCGAGUCAGCGUCUGCUGCCUCGUCCGCAUCCGCACGCACCUCGCUCAUCAAGUCCUUCAACCUCGAGGCGCGCCUCUCUGCGCCUGCGCCGUCUGAGGCGGCACCGGCGCCGGCGGCGGCAGAAAAGGGAAAGGAGAAGAGCAAGGCAAACUGGAGCGACGAGCGCGCGACGAGGGAGCGGGAGCUGAGGGCGCGAAAGGAGGAGAUGAUCCUUGCGGCUAGGAGACGUCUGCAGGCCAAGCAGAGCGGCGCCUAGGCGUUCGGAGAUGGCUCGCAAGCAGUGCGCUCGCUUGCAGCACUGCACAUGUACGAACACGCUGCUUCGUGUAAUCAGGAUGCCCGUAACC